Molecule: messenger RNA, 2019 nt
Organism: Cladophialophora yegresii CBS 114405
Lineage: Eukaryota; Fungi; Ascomycota; Eurotiomycetes; Chaetothyriales; Herpotrichiellaceae
Exons: 2
Coding region: 1-2019 (672 amino acids)
Cellular component (GO): membrane
Molecular function (GO): sucrose:proton symporter activity
Source: RefSeq, a predicted model, not a curated record
AUGAGUCGCAGCGAUCAGCAUGGCGGCAGAGAUGAGCGCUCUCCGCUUAUACGCCGCGCCCACAAAAAUGACGACAUUGGUGAACGGGCUAUGAGAGGCAAAGGGCAGAAUGCCGGGGAACCAUAUCAACCGGAAGACGAUUAUUUCGGCCACACAUCCUCGGAUGCCAUCGACCUCGAAGAUUCAGAAAGUGUCGAGAGUAAAAGUUCUCUGUACCUCAUCCUCCUCACAGUAUGCAUUGGUGGUCUGCAGAUCGUCUGGUCCGUUGAGCUUUCCAAUGGGUCCCCAUACCUGCUCUCCCUGGGCAUGAGCAAGGCUCUGCUCGCAUUCGUGUGGCUGGCUGGUCCAUUGACGGGGGUGCUCGUACAGCCGUACGUCGGCAUCAAGAGUGACCGCUGCAGAAUCUCGUGGGGCAAGAGAAAGCCUUUCAUGCUUGCUGGUACGCUGGGCACUAUUGGGGCUUCUAUGAUUCUCGCAUACGCAAAAGACAUCGUCAGAGUCGUUGGACGAUUUGACACGGACGCGCCAUAUGUGGGCGGUUACAAGGUCGGGACCAUCAUACUUGCUACAGUUAUGAUGUGGUGUUUGGAUUUCUCGAUCAAUACAGUACAAGCAGCAAUACGUGCAUUUAUCGUGGAUAAUGCUCCGUCCCAUCAACAAGAAUCAGCCAAUGCAUGGGCAUCCCGAAUGAAUGGUCUCGGCAACGUUCUAGGCUACCUCUUUGGCUACCUGAACCUGCCUCGAUAUUUCCACUUUUUCGGAAACACGCAAUUCAAGGUCCUGGUUGUGCUCGCAUCGAUUGCAUUGAGCUCGACUGUCUUAAUCAGCAUUCUUUCCAUCAAAGAGCGGAACCCACAGCUUGAUCCCCCAUCGAGAGACACCGAAGAAGGGGGAAUACUUGCAUUCUUCAGACAGGUCUUCAGUUCUAUGCGCCGACUGCCGCCUCAGAUCCGCAAGGUCUGCGAGAUACAGUUCUUUCACUGGAUUGGCUGGUUUCCCUUCCUCUUCUACAUUACAACUUGGAUUGGUCAGCUAUACGUCAACCCUCAUCUGAAGCCUGGUAUGUCUGAUACAGAAGUCGAACGCCUUUGGGGGGAAGCAACCCGCAUUGGGACACUGGCACUUCUCGUCUAUGCAGUUGUGUCUUUCAUGGCCAACAUUAUCCUGCCGUUCUUGGUAGUGCCAAGCUACAAGGCGCAAGACUCGGAUUCGGACACAGAUAGUUUACCGCCGCCACCGAUGACGCCAAUCACGCCAGUCACUCCAGUCGGUGCGAGGACCCCCGCAACACCGUGGGGCGACCGACCUCCAAUGAGUCGGUCUGGAACCAGCCAGUGGAAGCCGGGCCAUCGCCCGCGGAAUCUCAGCCGGUCUCAGACCAGUCUGUCAAUCAACAGACCCCUCAAUACCCCAGGCCUGACGCGGUUGCACACCACUCCGGGCUUGGCCCGGCUGAACCGGAGUGAAAGGUCAGAAACCGCAUCCAAGUGGUUGACUAUGGUCCAGAUCCCGGGGCUGACACUACGCCGAGCGUGGCUCCUUGCGCAACUUCUCUUCGCUGGGUGUAUGUGGAGUACGCUGUUCAUAUCUACCCCUCUGGGAGGGUCAGUCAUGGUUGCCCUGGUGGGGAUUUCUUGGUCGUUGUCGCUGUGGGCACCAUUCGCGUUGAUAUCCGGGGAAAUUGCGAAGCGUGAGGAGCGACGGCGAAAGAAGCGACGGGCGAGAAUUGCCAAUGGACAAGAUGCGGACGAGGCCGACGACAAGGAAAAGGAUGAAGAAGAUCAAGCCGGGAUCAUCCUGGGUCUCCACAAUGUUGCACUCAGCGCGCCUCAAGUGCUAGCGACGUUGAUGAGCAGUGUUAUCUUCAAGCUACUCCAGAAACCGCGGAAUGAGCCUGGUGAUACUAGUGUAGGGUGGACCCUGCGCGUUGGCGGCCUUGCCGUGUUGGUGGCGGUUUUCAUAACUUCGCGGAUGAAGGAGCCCGGCGACGAGACCGAGGACGAGGUCAUAUCCCCAUGA